AGUCGCUGGCCAAACUUCGAACAGAAUACACCUCCCUCCUGCAAAUACCAAGAAAUUAAUUACCGUUUUUUUUGUUGUUCGUUGCUGUUGUUGUUGUUGUGACGCCCACUGGCGGGAGAUUUGAAUAACUGCGCGUAUUCGCAUCCAAUUUUUUUCAACUGUGUGCCGCGCUUGUGAACCCAUCAAAAAUCCCGAAAAGAAUUGAAAACAAAAUCUACAAAUUAUACUCAGAAAAAGCCGCAAAAAGGAGAAAGUAAUGGCUGGACCAUUCAUAUCGCCGCUGCCCGGCGAUCUGCUCACAGAAUACAUGUUCGGACGGAGGCGGCAGCGCCGGAACCGUACCACAUUCACGCCGCAACAGCUGCAGGAGCUGGAAGCCCUCUUCCAGAAGACCCACUACCCCGAUGUAUUUCUGCGCGAGGAGGUGGCCCUGAGGAUCAGCCUCAGCGAGGCGCGUGUUCAGGUGUGGUUCCAGAACCGUCGAGCCAAAUGGCGAAAGCAGGCACGACUGCAGCUGCUCCAGGAUGCCUGGCGAAUGCGAUGCCUCAGCCUGGGCACGCCCCCCGUCUUGGCCGGUGCAGGGGCGCAGUCAGGUGGUGGCAGCAAUCGUCCGCCAAGCCAAGCGGCAGAUAAUCUAUCCGCCGGCAAGGACUCCCACGCGAGCAGCGACCUAAGCUCCAGCGGGGAUGCUGCCAACUUUACCAUGAUGCAUCCGGCAUUCCAGCAGCAGCAGCAGCAACAGCAGCAGGCUGUGCAGGGGCAUGCCCAUAGCCAGGACAAGCUGUCCAAAACCUAUACGGAAUUGAAGUUGUACAAGGCGCCCGCGCACGGCAUGGAUCUGGGCGGGAUGGCUGCCCUGGCCAGCAACUCCGACGACGGCUCCGAUGGUUCAGACUCCGAGGAGAUCGAUCUCACCUCGGGUGCCUGCAUCGACUUCUCGCAGAGCAGUAAACUCCAACAACAGCAACAACAGCAGCAACAGCAGCAGCAGCAGCAGCAGGGCUCAGGACUGGCUGUGGGGCCAGCGGGGGUGGCGCCAGACAAUGGCGUGCUCUAGAUACCCACAACAGCAUAUGGCAGUGUAUAUAUCGGACAUUUAAUGUGCAUCUUAUCCACUGAUUUAAAUCUGUUUCCUUUUUUCCAUUUGUUUUUGUUUAGCAAUAAAAGAGCAGUCUAAAA
Drosophila subobscura is the source of this 1179-nucleotide messenger RNA. Its product is annotated as diencephalon/mesencephalon homeobox protein 1-A. NCBI's taxonomy places the organism in Eukaryota, Metazoa, Arthropoda, Insecta, Diptera, Drosophilidae. The coding region runs from base 257 to 1057 and encodes 266 amino acids. The record is from RefSeq and is a predicted model, not a curated record. The transcript is spliced from 2 exons. Gene Ontology annotation, biological process: regulation of transcription by RNA polymerase II. Gene Ontology annotation, molecular function: RNA polymerase II transcription regulatory region sequence-specific DNA binding; DNA-binding transcription factor activity, RNA polymerase II-specific.